AUGGAGAGCCAGCGCCCGGCCUCCUCCUCCAUUAACCCAGGCACCGCUGCCCCGCUGUACCGGGGAGCACCCCGCAGCACCCAGCACCCAGGUCCCCGCACGGGUGCGGGCAGGAUGGAUUUCUCGCUGGCCACGGCGCUCAACUCGGCCUUCAGGGAGACGCGCGCCAAGGAGAAGGGGGAGCUGAUGGAGCUCAACGACCGCUUCGCCGGCUCCGUGGGGAAGGUCCGGCUGCUGGAGCGGCAGAACCGGGCGCUGGUGCUGGAGCUGGAGCUGAGCCGGGCACGGGAGCAGGAGCCCUCGCGUGUGCCCGGUGUCUGCCGGGAGGAGCUGCGUGCGCUGCGGGGCCGCCUGGAGCGCUUGGCCACUGCCAAGGCCCAUCUGGAGAUGGAGAGGGACAGCCUCAGCCAGGACCUCGGCAGCCUCCAGCACAAGCUGCAGGAUGAGGUGACCCUGAGGCUGGAGGCUGAGAGCAACCUGGCUGCCUACAGGCAGGACGUGGACGCCGCUGCCUUGGCUCGCCUGGACCUGGAGCAGCGCGUGGGGACCCUGCAGGAGGAGAUCUCCUUCCUGCGCAGGGUGCACGAGGAGGAGCUGCGGGGGCUGCAGGAGCACUUGGCCCUGCAGCGGGUGCCCGUCGGGGGGGACACGAGCAAGCCCGAGCUCGAGGCUGCCCUGCGCGAGCUCCGCGGGCAGUACGAGGCCAUGGCCACCGGCAACGCGCAGGACACCGAGGGCUGGUACAAGUCCAAGUUCUCAGGCCUGAGGGAUGCGGCCGCCCGUGGUGCUGCUGCCGUGCGCGGAGCCAAGCAGGAGGCCCACGAGUACCGGCGCCAGCUGCAGGCGCUCACCUGGGAGCGGGAGGCUCUGCGGGGCUCGAACCGGUCCCUGGAGCGGCAGCGGUGGGAGCUGGGGGAGUGCUGGGCGCUGGAGGCGGCCGCGCAGCAGGAGGCGGUGGCGCGGCUGGAGGAGGAUGCCCGCGGGCUCAAGGAGGAGAUGGGGCGGCACCUGCAGGAGUACCAGGACCUGCUCAGCAUCAAACUGGCCCUCGACGUGGAGAUCGCCGCGUACCGCAAGCUGCUGGAGGGCGAGGAGAGCAGGAUCAGCAUCCCUGUGCAGAGCUUCUCUACCCUGCAGAUCCGAGAGACCAGCCUGGACACUAAAUCCGUGUCAGAAGCCCAUGUGAAGAGGAGCAUCGCGGUCAAAACUGUGGAGAGCAGAGAUGGAGAGGUGCUGAAGGAGCCCAAGCAGGAGCCCAAGGAGCUGGUGUAACGCAGAUGCCCUCAGCAUCCACAUGCUUGUAGC
Neopsephotus bourkii (Bourke's parrot) is the source of this 1305-nucleotide messenger RNA. It is a transcript of the gene GFAP, whose product is annotated as glial fibrillary acidic protein. The record is from RefSeq and is a predicted model, not a curated record. Gene Ontology annotation, biological process: regulation of chaperone-mediated autophagy; intermediate filament organization. The transcript has 9 exons. Bases 1 to 1272 code for a protein of 423 amino acids. Gene Ontology annotation, molecular function: structural constituent of cytoskeleton. NCBI's taxonomy places the organism in Eukaryota, Metazoa, Chordata, Aves, Psittaciformes, Psittacidae. Gene Ontology annotation, cellular component: intermediate filament; cytoplasm; cell projection.